Messenger RNA from Thamnophis sirtalis, 1518 nucleotides. Lineage: Eukaryota; Metazoa; Chordata; Lepidosauria; Squamata; Natricidae. The record is from RefSeq and is a predicted model, not a curated record.
AUGAGUAUCCUAGCUGAAGUCAGUGGGAAAUGCUGUUCAUCAUUUUUGGAGGGCAACAGGUGGAAGAGCUGUGGCAAUGGCAGCUUAGAAAGGAUUGUGUUCACUUGCACUCGUCAAAGUUUUUCUGCAAGAGCGAAACCAUUACCUCCCCAUUACUUAAAGCGUGCAGAGAAUUUGGACUGCACACCAUUCAUCGAGACCGAAAACCUAAUCUCUGCUCAGAUCAUGUGGUUGAAUCAAGGUUUAGAAUGUGCUGUGGAGAUGGAGUUAAAUUAUUCCAAGUUAUAUGGCAAUAACCUUGACUAUGAGAGCCAAGAACAACAGAAACUGAUUCUGAAGGAUCUCUGUACUUCAACAAUUCAUUUUUCAGAGACCAGCUGUAAGAAUGCCUCUUCCUUUUCAGUGGCCCUCUUGGCAAUUGUCUGGGCCUUUAACACCAGUGGAAUUCUGCUCAGUUUUUUCUUAAUUGUCUUCACAAUUCGCUUCAGAAAAAAUAGCAGUUCUAUACAUUUUAGUGUGUUCAGGAUCUGCAGUAAACAUGACUUGGGACUCCUUGUUGUCACUCGUGAGAGUGAAGUCAAACCUAUCAAACACAACGAGAGGGCAAUAAAUGGGCCUUGGAUUGUGAAAAUGUCUAGUCCAAACUUGAAUGUUGUGACUCUCCUGGGGAGUGGCUUGACUUACGGUACUGUAUAUCUCUUUGGGAUUGAAAAACAGAAUCCUUUGAGCAGACCAUCCUUAGAGAUGCUGAUUCAAGUGAGAAUUUGUAUAUUAUACAUAAGUGGUUCCUUUGCUUUGGGCCCUGUCCUGGGAAAGAGUUGGCGUUUAUACAGAGUAUUCACUCAAAAGGUUCCAGACAAAAGAGUGAUUAUCAAAGAUUUUCAGCUGCUGGUGAUGUUAUCACUGUUAGUUCUGGCUGAUAUUAUCCUGCUCUUAAUAUGGAUCUCCUUGGACCCAGUCCAGUGUCUCCAAAAUCUUAAUGUAGAUGUGAAGGGAAUCCUACUGAUGUAUGGAAUUUAUCUUGCGGGUCUAACAGAUAAUCUCAGUUGCCCACCAAUUAACCAGUCCCUGACACUCAUAAGUGCGGUAGCCAUUAUUUUCCUCUUUAUUGGAAUUAUGCUGGUGGUCAAUAAUUUUUUCUACUUGUGGCACAAUCUGGUAUAUGGAUUAACUUCAGGAGGAAUCUUUGUCUGUAUGACUUCAAUAAAUUGUUUGAUCUUUAUCCCACAGAUCAGACAGUGGAAGACUUUUGAAAAACAAGAAAUUGAUACCAGCAACAUGGCCAAAUAUUUUACAGGUUCCAACAAAAAUUUCCACUCCACAAUGUAUAGUGAUGAAGAGAUAUACCAACUGCUUGGGGAAAAAAAUACCAUGAUACAGCAGCUUGCAGAGGUAGGAAAUAUUUACAUAAUUAGUAAAAAGAAUGAAAAUACAGCAUCUCAUCACUGUGCAACCAUUCUCACAUGCUAUAUGAACAUAAUUAUAAUAUAGAAUAAAAACUGAGCUCCAGAUCUGAAA